CUCCUAACCGUGCUUUACACUCUCAAUGUUGUGAAACCAGACACCUCAAAAUAGUCUCGACGGCUCGCGUAUGGUCGAUAAACUCGUGUAGCACUACCUACCCAUCGAGGUGGUUGAGGAAGUAUAAGAAGUACGGGUGCUCCCUCCCUCCUCCACGUCUCUGAUUCCCAUCAUCACUCGAGCACAUUUUCCCAAUCCUCUAGCAUACUCGCAUUGUCUUUGCCAAGGUAGGCACACCCCUUCUCUCGCCCUCCCCUCUCCCAGUCGUGUUUAGGGCCAGUGCUAAGUUCCCUCAGUCACCAGAUCAGCCACCAUGCAGCUCAUCAAGUCCGCCAUUCUCCUUGCCUCGCUCUUCGCGGCCGCCUCUGCCGUCGCGGUGGAGGGGAGCAUCUCCUCCGAGGUCGACGCCAAGAUCAAGAGGGAUGCAGAGGUGGAGGUCCGAGAUGUCGAAGGCCGGGGCCUCGAGAAGCGCGCCUGCAAGAAGAACGGGUGCAAGUGCAAGAAGGGCACCAAGCAGGGCUCGUACUGCGGACUUUGCUCUGCCGUUACCGCCGCCGGGGAUGGCUGGUUCACCCGAGACAUCUUCGAGUGCAACUCUUCCGGUGGGUGCUGCGACUACGGGACUUCGUCGGUGUGUUCUGGCAACAACUGGGCGAGCUCGUGCCCCAAGUAG
This is a messenger RNA of Phialemonium atrogriseum, 673 nucleotides long. RefSeq lists its product as uncharacterized. The coding region runs from base 314 to 673 and encodes 119 amino acids. Lineage: Eukaryota; Fungi; Ascomycota; Sordariomycetes; Cephalothecales; Cephalothecaceae. The record is from RefSeq and is a predicted model, not a curated record. The transcript is spliced from 2 exons.